AUGAGUGGUAAUCUAAGUAGAAUUAUUCAGGAUGCUCAACAGUUUUUGACAAAAAUGGAAGCAUCAUUUAAUGAUAUGCAAUCAAAAGUCAAAUCAAAAACAAUAUCUCCAGGAGAUUACGCUCAAAUUAACAAAACUAAUUUGGAAACUUUAGAAAAUAUGAUCAUUAACAUGUCGAAGGCAUGCAUAACAAGAACAAAUGCUAUCGAAACAUCACUUGAAACUUUGGAAAGCAAUAUUAGAACAGUUGAUGGUUUAAUGCUCGAAGCAAAAGGAAAGGUUGGUGCUAGUAUUCAAAAAGAUUAUGUCAAGCGUCAGAAAAUUCCAGAAAAUAUUCAAUACAAUCAAUCAUUCGAAAUAAAUGAACCAGUAAAAAUAAAUUACGGAAAUUUUGACGAACAGCCCCAGAGUGGAGAGAAAAUUAAUUUUGAUGUGCUUGAACCUAUUGGUAUGUCAUUCAAAAACACUAUAACUGAUGUUCCUGAAGUUCAAUUGAUUUAUCCAAAAAUUCGAGAAAACUGGACGUUACAUGAAGAAUUUUUCAGGGGUAAAUAG
Messenger RNA from Trichomonas vaginalis G3, 555 nucleotides. RefSeq lists its product as uncharacterized. Bases 1 to 555 code for a protein of 184 amino acids. Lineage: Eukaryota; Parabasalia; Trichomonadida; Trichomonadidae. The transcript has a single exon. The record is from RefSeq and is a predicted model, not a curated record.